This is a messenger RNA of Mesorhabditis spiculigera, 390 nucleotides long. Lineage: Eukaryota; Metazoa; Nematoda; Chromadorea; Rhabditida; Rhabditidae. The record is from the annotation of a GenBank genome assembly.
AUGCUGACUGUAAAGCAAGUGGCGUUUUGUAUGCUGCUGACUCUUCCAGUUAUUGCUGCUCUAAUAUGUGAGACCUGCGACGGGGAAAGCUGUUCCGAGCCGGAUAGAUGGGUGCAGUUGUUGUGCUCGGGCGAAACCCGGUACUGCUAUCGACUGGUGGAUCAGGGUGAUCAGGUUUACCGCCGUGGCUGCACGGCGUUGAAUUGUACAAUGAUGCCGGGGAUCUCUGUCGGAUCGACGUGCAACGUCUGCGACAGCGACAAGUGCAACGGGAGAAAACCGAUCCGACAAACAAGCGCGGGCGGUGGCGAUGUUUGGGGCUCGACGGGCUCAACACUGGAUCUACUCUCCUCUGUGAUACUCUGCAUUCUGCCGGUGCUUUUUGUGCAA